Oryzias melastigma (Indian medaka) is the source of this 6754-nucleotide messenger RNA. It is a transcript of the gene lrrc3b, whose product is annotated as leucine rich repeat containing 3B. Lineage: Eukaryota; Metazoa; Chordata; Actinopteri; Beloniformes; Adrianichthyidae. Gene Ontology annotation, molecular function: protein binding. The transcript has 2 exons. Bases 766 to 1548 code for a protein of 260 amino acids. The record is from RefSeq and is a predicted model, not a curated record.
GAUAAUAAAUAAAUGAGCUCAUGCAGAACCUGCUGCCUGCAGAUGUGAGGCUCUCCAUUCAUUACAUCUUCCAACACCAUGAAGAGCACAGGUGCAUCAGGCUGCAGUAAACCACAAACUGCAACAGGAAACCAAGGGAGUUGGAUCUAAAAAAUAAAAGUAUCUCGUCGAUUCCCUGAAACAGAUGUGCUUCCGAGUGUGAAAAGUUCAUUGUUCUUUUGGUGAGUAUCACAAAUGAACAAAUCAAUAAGGUUGAACAGGCCUAUAGAUAUUCAAAAGGGAAGAAUUGCACAUAGGGGGAAACAUGACAGUGGAUGAAAAGAAACAUUUUUGGACACUAAAGUGAAUAUAUAUAAUAUAAUAAUAUGAAUUAUUUUUUAUUUAUCAAAAUGUUUAAUGUGGAAGUCUUUAAGUGUUUGCUUAAAAAAAAAAUAAAGGUGAAUUGAGCUUUAACGCUGAAAGCACCGACCGGAAGUGGGGUUGUGUUGGUCGGGGGCUUCACGGGGAGCCCCUCCCUGUCUGUGUUCAGUCGGUUUUCUUCCAGCAGCUCAAAGAUGUGACUUCAGUCUGCGCCCCCCCGCCCCCCUCCAGCUCAGAGCGGCUGCGGAGGAUCCAGGUAAGCAGGCAUUCUAACCCACCUCAGCAUGAUGACUUCUGCUCAGAUUUUGAGACUGCCUGUGGGACGGCUGUGAGGACCAACUGCCAGAAUGCUAUGUGUAUGAGGUGGAAUUGUGGCCCCCGGCGGCAUGUUGACAGCCGGCCAGUAUGACUCUACUGGACUUGUGGCUGUCGCGCUCCAUCCCCAUGUGCCUGCUCCUGCAGAGCCUGGUUCUUAUGACCCUGUGCUUCCCCUCAGCCAGCAUGUGUCCCAAGGGCUGCAUAUGCCAACGCGACCCCCACCUCCAUGGCCUCAAUGUCACCUGCAGUCAGUCCCGCCUCAAAGAGAUUCCCCCCAGUCUACCUGUGGACACCGUCUUGCUAAAGUUGGACCACAAUCAGAUUGGCACCAUUCCGGACCAAGCCUUCCGUGGACUGCGGCUCUUGAGGGAGCUGAACCUGUCUUACAAUGCCGUGGAGAAUUUGGGGGAGGGAGCCUUCAGCGGCAUUGAGGGGACUUUGCAGGUGCUGGACCUUUCCCACAACCGCAUCACAAGCGUUCACAAGGAUGCCUUUGCUCGGCUGAAGGCGCGCAUCAUCGUGGACGAUAACCCGUGGCAUUGUGACUGCGCCCUCCAGCAGGCCAUUGGCGGAAUGGCACACAACCACGAGGCGGCCGCCCGGGUUCUGUGCAGGAGCUCGGAGCUCCUGGAUCAGGAGGGGCGGCCAUUCCUUGCAGUUGACACUGACCUGUGUAACCUGGCCAAAAGGACCACAGAUUAUGCCAUGCUGGUGACAAUGUUUGGCUGGUUUGCCAUGGUCAUCUCAUAUGUGGUGUACUACGUUCGUCAAAACCAGGAGGAUGCUCGGCGCCACCUGGAGUACCUCAAGUCUCUGCCCAGCAAGCCCAAGAAACCUGAUGAGGCAGAUGACAUCAGCACGGUCGUGUGAUCACUGCACAGAUUUGUCCGAACCGAUCCGGGCUCACAGAGUUUACUACUCCAGCAAUGUAGUUUUGCGAGAGUUUGUAUGUUUGUCCUCUGCAGGGGGAGGGGAUGUUGUUCAAAAUGUGUGAGUGUGGGGGGAGGGGGAUGGAGUUUUACAAAUUAGUAUCUCAGGUCUUAGUCCUCACAAGGAUUUUUAAAGUCAAAAUUUGGAUAUCAGUUUUGGGUCAGAAUCUCUCCAAUUUUUCCUCAACGCCCUGAUUGGGAAAGUCACUGCCGAGAACAUUCUGGAUCCAUGCAUGCUAAUGGAGACUCUCUGUUUAAGUGUUGUCCAUGAGGUGGAAUGUAAGGAGGUUUGCUCCCGGUGGCAAAAUUCACCUGAAAGCAUUUAGACAGCAGUUAGAAUGAGUUUUAGGCCACAUUUCUUGGCCUAGCAGUUUUCAUUUUGCAUUAUUUCUUAAAAACUCAGAUGUAGCAUAUAUUCGUCGAUGUAUACUCUAACAGAGUAGAGAAACGUGUUCGUCAGCACACACAUAUAUAUAUAUAUAUAAACUUAAAUGCUUAAAAAAAUCUUUUGAAGCACUUACUGAGGCUUCAAAUGUUUACUUGAAAUUAUUUGCUGUGUUUACAAAACUUCUGGAUUUACAUUUAAUUUACUGCAGAGUAUGACGCGCACGUAGAAGGCAGGCCCAAAGUCUUCUCAAAGUUCUGGAAGUUUUCCUGAAACACUGAUCCAGCUCCUACAAAGAGGCGGGAGAUGUGUUUGUGUUGAUGCUGUAUGUAGCAGUUCGUUGCAGGAUCGACAUGUCUGGAUUUUGAUGUUUUGUCUCUGUAGUCACAUGUGAAUCCAAAGUCCUUCCGGGUGAUGGUUUUAAAACGAUAAUGGGAAUUUCUGAUUCUGAAAGUCAACUGAGGCUACUUUAGUCUGGAGCUUAAGCUUCUGAAGCUGCUUCUUGUCUUCUAGAGUUCCUGUACACGCUUGGGUGGCUUGAUAGUGAUUGAAGAUCAGCAGAUAAAAAAACUUUUUUUUUUCUUUUACCGGCGUUCAAUAGAGAGUGUGAGGAAGGAUCUGCUAUGUAAGAGGUUUCCAGGUAGAGUUACAACCAUUGACUGUAUAUAGAGAACUGGACAGAUGGAGUGUGACAUCAUCCAUAGAAAAUUAAUUAAACGAAAUUAAGUGAAUUUAGAACCGUUGAAAGCAGACGUCCUCAGUAAGGAGUGAGUCUACGUUUCUAUGGCAACCACUCUCUUCAAUCGGGAGUGAGUAUGUUAGAAGGCCACACCCCUUCCACUGAAAGAGGGAUCUGCAAAAUCUGUCAAUCCAACACUUCAAACGUUUAUCUACUUUUCAGAGGCACCUGAUUGGUCAGUUUAUAACUUGAAUAACUACAACAAAAUAUAAUAAAAAUGAUUAGAAUUAGCAAGAGGAUGUUAAAAGAUAUACCAGAGAAGAAUGGUUAUACUGACAAAUAUAAUAAUUGAGUAAUACCUGUUUUUUCUCAAUAGAAGUCUAUAGCCUUGUUUCCACUGAGCAGUCUGGUAUGGUCCGGUUUGAUCUGGUAUUUUGAGCGUUUCGACUACUAAAUGGACCCAUUAAACAGUUCUGACCCGUACCUCUUGAGGUUCCUCAUCCAUUGUGGUCCAUAGGAAAAUGGAACGAGAGGGUUGGGACGGAGUCGCUGUUGCCACCCACUGAUUGGCAGAAAGUUAUGACGACCAAUGUAGCACCAAGCUAGCGAUUUGUUUUCCUCUUUAUAGUGGUUUUCUUCUUAGCUGCCCACAAUCUUUUUGGAACCAGUCGGUACUUCUUAUUUAGAAUGUAAGGGGGGGAGAGGUCACUCAGUCCAGCUUUCUUAUACAGUCAAUGGUCACAAUAAAUCUGUUCCUUUUCAAUAUGAAAGUCUACCUUCAGACCAGCUUCACACCUUCAUCACCUAAAGCCAGUGUGAACGCUGUGGCCAAAGUCUUCCAGAGGAGACGGCUAUGUACACACGAGAACCUGCUUCCAUGCACAUGAACACUGCUGCAUGUCACUCCUACCCCACACUGUGUGUGUGUUUCAAUCAGCUGUGCCUAUAUCACUGAUCUACCACUGCCAAAGUCCAAGUAUAGAGGCUCACAUUCUCUCCAGACUUUUUGUCACAAAUACAAACUGCAAAUAUUUGCAACAAGUCUGUUUAGCGUUUUGACUCUCUCCAGCUGAACUGCAGAGGAAGUUUGGGGAUCAAGUUAGUCCAGAACAGCAGAAAUCUGAAGUCAAAGAGGAAGUCUUUUAUCAGAAUUCUGGCCCUCUGCAAUCGUCUGUGAGUCUUCUUUGCUUUUCAGCUGCUUCCAUGUAAUUCUUUCCACUACAUCCUCCUCACUCACUCCAACCACCCUCAUGUCCUCCUUGACUAUGACCCAUAAACUUCUUGGGUCCUCAGUAUCCCUUUAUCAACAGAUUAACAGUUACUUCUCUCAACAUGUUCAUUUCAAUCUACGACCUUCCAAUUAUCUCCUGACACAACUUAGUCAGGCGUGAAGAUGAAACAGGUUUCAUUUAUUUCCUAACACAUCUUUGGUGUUUCCAGUUUAGAUCUUGAGGAAGAUGGGGGGGCGGCACAAAGGUGUUGAUUCACCUCCCACGAGGGUUGCGAUUUCCUCCUUUAACGUACCUGCUGUUAUCUUUUCACCUCUCAUCUUUAUGUCACGACAGCUGUGCCGUUUUCUGACUUCUGACCUCUUUCUGUGCGUCAGUGGCGUCUACACGGCUUAGCGCUAAAGAAGAACGGUUACUUUCUUCCAAUAGUGUUUGUGAUGUUCUUCAUGUUUAGCUGGAAAUUGUCUGAUGUUCUACUGACGUUCAAUCCUUCCACCCCACAAAGAAAGAUGAAGAGAAGUACUAGUGAGCCAGGGUUGUGCCUGUCUGAUAAAAAACUCCCUUCGAUUUAUUAAAAAAAAAAAAGAAAAGAAGAAACAAAGGAAGAAGAUGGGGCUUAAGGAUUGUUAAGCAGAGUCCAGUUCUGAUUCCAAGUUACAGUUAUUCCAACAGUUAAGUAAUAUUACUGUGACUAGGACACUUGGAAGCCACACUCAUGCAGGCAGAGGUCUAAAGCUACGUACACACCGCUCUGGGCAACGCCACUUCUAUUAAAGGGGCCAUACCAUUAAAAAAAACAACUCUUUGAGCUUUUCAGUAUAUUAUACUGUUCAAUCCUCAUUAUAAGGAACCCCAAAUUGGCCCCUCCCAUACCCACAAAAACUAGUGGGUCCUCAUGAUCUGACGUAACAUCGUGAGACAGCCCCUUUCAGGAAGAGUCUGCUCCGUCCCAGUCUAACACCAAUUUCUCCAUGGAGCUAGCAGUGAUCAGCAAAAGACUUUAGAUGCAGAAUACCGUAUAUCUUCCAGUUUUGUCCUGUCUUCAAUAAAUUCCAGCUCAAUCUGAUGUACGGGGAUCCUUUAAGACACCCCCACCCCGCAUGUAUUUGUGCUUUUGAAUCAGUACAGCGAUGGCCGGGCCUAGUAAGGGCAGAUAUAUGUUGCGUUCAUCCAUCUUUGGAUGUUUAUUAUUGUGGGAGAAACAAAGACACACUCCCAAAGGCUUUAGUAUGACAUCAUGAAAUAUCAAGUCAUUUUAUUUAUGAAAUAACUAUUAUUUCAUAAUUUGUAUUUUAGUGCGCCAAAGGUAAUAUAUGAUCAUAUACAUAGAUAUGGUUUACUUCGAAAGUCUUAAGAAAAUCAUGGUAUGGCCCCUUUAAAAAAAUGUACCUAAACACUCGUUUUGGGCUUCCACUUUAAAUCUCUCAUGGUCACACAAGUUUUUACGACCGUUUUGAGUCCUCUUUGUACAAAAUGUGUGCGCAUUGCCAACUAAACCACGUCAAACUUUGGUCAAUCAGGGACUCGGAUUUGAUAAUGACCUAUGGAGAAGGCGAUGAAACUUGCCAAACUCAGAGCCUAGCUGGUUUGUCUGGUGACGAGCCAGUUUGUUUUUCAAAUAAAGAUAAAUCAAGGCCACUCUCCUGACAUGAUGGUAAUCCAUACCCGCCAUUGCAAGGACGCUAGCAAUUGAACCGUUUCCGUUUUUAUUUGCACCACUUUGACAUUUCGCACCAAGUCACUUUCAAAUUAGAUGGCACUAAUAAACAGUAGAAAAAGAAGAAGUAGAAGCCCCUCCCUGCUUGUCCAGUGUGAACACAUGGGUUAUUCACGAACAUGGAGUGCCCGGUGUUUACGUAGCUUUAUAAUUACAGUAAAGCUCCUUCUUGCUGAGCGCCCACUGCAUACCAGGGGUGUGAAGUGUGGGCGGACUCUGUGGGGCAGCCCGAGGUCUGCAGUAGGGGUCGAAUGUCCGCCUUCAUGCUGUCGCACCUUCAUUUAUGAUGUACCGGUGUGAGUUUCUGUGUCUGGUAGAAGCCUUCCUUUAGCCGUAUUGUCGCUAUUGUUCUGUGUUCAUGUUUCUCCUCUGCAAAUGUGGGGGUGUUACUCUUCUGAAGAAAAAAUAAAAACAAAACACGUCACUCCACCUUGCUUUUAAAGUUUACAGCACAGAAAAUCAAUGUUGUCAGAAAGCUUCCUCCUCACCUCUCAAGCACAAGAGAAAGCCUCUGAUAGACAUAAAAAUCAGCUUCAUGAUAAAAAAGCUGAAUCUUCUUUGAAUGCUCACUUUGAGGUGACCACAUGUCUGGUUCUGGGUGUUCCUUUAGUUUUUGUUUGAGCCGUUUGUCAGAAUCUGUACAGUAAUGAUGUUGACAUGUGUUAUAGAUAGAGAACACAGAUCCAAUGUAAAUAGGAACCUAGGUGUUUUGUGAAAUACUUGAAAUCCCUUUAAUUAGAUGUCUUUGAAUGUACCAUUAUCCCGGCCUUGUGUUGUGGAGGCGAGCUCGUUCCUCGUGGCCGGACCAGAACAGUCUGUCAGAUGUAAACUGCAUGUACGACGUAAAGAAGCACAGUAGCCACGGAGCAGACAGUGUUUCCAAGUGCCUGAAUACCUCUGCCGUCAUGUUUUCGGUUUGUUGGCUUCCUCGUCUCUUUUCUUUGCGUUGCUGUUCUCGCUCUUCGGUUUUUAAGAUUUUAUUCUUGGAAGGUAGAAAAAAAACACAUUGAUGUAAAGAGAUGUUCUGAGUAAUACUGUAAUUUGCCAAUUGUUUGUGCUCACGCAGUGGGUUAGCACUGACCCUCGUGGCUGUGUUGUAAAGACAUCCACAGAAUGAAAUAAAGGUGAGAUAAACUG